This is a messenger RNA of Salvia splendens (bonfire salvia), 1365 nucleotides long. RefSeq lists its product as uncharacterized. The record is from RefSeq and is a predicted model, not a curated record. NCBI's taxonomy places the organism in Eukaryota, Viridiplantae, Streptophyta, Magnoliopsida, Lamiales, Lamiaceae. The transcript is spliced from 3 exons. The coding region runs from base 1 to 1365 and encodes 454 amino acids. Gene Ontology annotation, molecular function: nucleic acid binding.
AUGGAAUGUCAGCAGGCCAGAGAGUUGGACCAUGAUCAGGAGCAGCAAGAGCAAGGGCAGAGUGGAUGGCAGCGGGUUUCAUUAACCUUGACCGCCCAAGAAAAAAACCUCAUUGCGCAGUUUCUUCUACAGCGAAGUAAGGCUGGAGUGCUGCCAAGAGGUUCAUUUACUGAGGCAGCCAAGAGAUUUGGCAUCCAUAAAAGGACAUCAUUAAGAAUUUGGAAGGUCAGCAAGCAGCAAAUGGACAGAGGGGAACCUGUUAUAAUGAGGAGCAGAGCAUCAGGUUAUCAACAUAAAGAUAAACUUAUGCUAGAUGAAGAAAAGUUUAGAAACCUGUCUAUGCUUGAGAGAUCAACCAUAAGGAAGGUUGCUUCUAAGAUGGAAGUAAGCAAGUCAACAAUUGGUAGAUUCAUUAAGAGUAGACAGUUAAAACCGCAUACAAGUGCUAUCAAGCCUACAUUGACUGAAGCCAACAAACUUGCAAGGAUGAAAUGGUGUCUUUCUCAUAUUCAGCUAACAUUAGAAGAAGGUAAACUUCUUUACCAUUCAAUGCACAACAUAGUUCAUAUUGAUGAGAAAUGGUUCUACAUGACAAAGACAUCAGACCGAUAUUACCUUUUGCCGGAUGAGGAUGUGCCGUAUAGGUCCUGCCACUGUUUGGUAGUGAUGGGGAAAACCAUAUUUGAUGGUAAAAUAGGCUUAUUCCCGUUCACAGAGGAAGUACCAGCCCAAAGAAGUUCUAAGAACAUGCCAAAGGGGACAAUUGAGACCAAGCCUAUUCAAUCCAUCAACAAGGAAGUCAUGACAGCCUGUCUUCUAAACCAGAUUAUACCAACAAUCAAGGCCAAAUGGCCAGCUAAUACAAGCAAGAAGAUUUUCAUCCAGCAAGAUAAUGCCAAACCUCACCUAAGACCUGCUGAUCAACAGUUUGAAUCACUUGCUAGUACUGAUGGUUUUGAAUUCCAUCUAAUUAGCCAACCACCCAACUCCCCAGACACAAAUGUGUUAGAUCUAGGGUAUUUUAGGGCAAUACAAUCACUUCAAGAUGACAAAAUUGCCACCAAUGUAGAUGACUUGCUGAGGAAUGUGUUUACCUCAUUUGAAGAACUCUCACCACAAACACUCAAUAGAGUAUUUAUCACACUACAAAGCUGUCUGACAGCAAUACUACAAGUGCAUGGGAAGAAUGACUACAACAUCCCUCACUUAAACAAGGACAAAUUGCAAAGAACAGGAGGGCUGCCCUUACAACUUCAAGUUGAAGAGGGUAUGGUAAGAGAGAGUUUGGAGUACCUAAAGCUGUCUGAAAACAACACUGGAGACACCUACGACAUAGGGCAUCUUAACCAUGUUUUAGGGUACUAG